GCGGCCCCGGCGCGUUUGCUCGAGCUGACGUCCUAGUCCUUUCUCACCUCUAGUCCGAUCCGGAGUUUGCAGACGCGUGCUUGCUCCUGGAGCCGGGAUCCUGGGAGACAGGCUCUUCGCCAUGGACCGCCCUCCAGCCUCCUCCAGAUUCUAUUCAGACUCGGAUUUCUGCCCCGAAUGCGGCUCAAUUUUGCCUCUUCCUGGAACUUUGGACACAGUAACUUGCCCCAGGUGUGGCUUCUCCAUAGACGUGCGGGAGUUCGAGGGGAAGGUGGUGGAGACCUCGGUUGUGUUUCACAAAUUGGGGACGACAGCUUUGAUGGUGUCAGAGGAAGAUGGGCCUGAGUUCCAGGGACCAGUGAUUGACAGGCGCUGUUCCAACUGUGGUCAUGAGGGAAUGGCAUAUCAUACCCGGCAGAUGCGUUCAGCUGAUGAAGGACAGACUGUUUUCUAUACCUGUACUAACUGCCGGUUCCAAGAGAAAGAAGAUUCUUGAUCUCUAGCUACCCUAUUGGACUCAGUCUCUUCUAUUUAAAAGCAUUCUUCCUCCACAGAGUCCUGCUUCGAUGGCUCAUGAUAUAGAAGGUGACCUGGGUUCUUGAAGGCUAUGGAGUGCAACCUCAGUUGCACUUCGGGUGACCCUCAACUUUAGAGGUUUUAUGAUUCCAUUAAU
Molecule: messenger RNA, 673 nt
Organism: Phascolarctos cinereus (koala)
Lineage: Eukaryota; Metazoa; Chordata; Mammalia; Diprotodontia; Phascolarctidae
Gene: POLR1H
Product: RNA polymerase I subunit H
Biological process (GO): termination of RNA polymerase I transcription; DNA-templated transcription
Cellular component (GO): RNA polymerase I complex
Molecular function (GO): nucleic acid binding; zinc ion binding
Source: RefSeq, a predicted model, not a curated record